UUGGGACUUUGACUAAUGUUCAGAAUGAUGUUGGCUGCCAUUCAGAGAAAGCUUUUCCAGAUGAUUACUGUCCUGGUAAUGCUUCCACAGCUCUCAUGUUCUGCACACAAGGCUGAGAAACUACAUUGUUUCUCAAAAACCAGUCCCAGCCUCUCUAGGGAUGGAGACUUGGUGAUUGGGAGCUUUCUCACCCUGUAUUCAGUAGAAGUGGGCAAUAUCAGAGGAGCAGGACUAUUUAGAAGUCAUCCUGACAAAGGCUGUAGGGAUUACAAGUGGAUGCACAGAAAUUACCAGCAGGUUCUGGCUCUAGUAUUUGCUGUGGAGGAGAUCAACAGGGACCCCGAUCUUUUACCUAAUACUUCUCUUGGAUUCCAUAUCUAUAAUGCCUACCACAGCGAUGAGAGAACUUUGGAGAGCUCCCUGCAAUGUCUGUCUGGGCAGGGCCAGCUCAUCCCUAACUAUAACUGCUUGGGUCAGGACCAGCCUGUGGCUCUCAUUGGAGGAGCCACAUCAGCUCUGUCUAUCCAGAUGGGAACCCUGGUUGAGCUCUACAAGGUUCCACAGAUCAGCUUUGGACCUUUUGAUUCUCUCCUGAGUGACAAAGCCCAGUUUCCUUCUCUCUACCAGCUGGCCCACAGGGACUCCUUUCUGUCCCGUGGUAUGGUCCAACUAAUGCUACAUUUUGAAUGGACGUGGGUAGGCCUGGCAACCACAGAUGAUAUGAGAGGUGAGGAAUUCUUCUGGAACUUAAGAGGGGACAUGGUCAAGAAUGGCAUCUGUCUGGCCUUCACAGAAAAGAUCCUUGUUAGUGAGAGACGACACAGUGAAUCUCAGGAUAUGUUCAUAAUACGUAUUUUAGAAUCCUCAGUCAAAGUCAUCAUCAUUCAUGGUGACACAGAUUCACUCAUGAUCCUUAGAUAUUCACAGCCUAUUCAUGUCUACCUUGGGAAAGUGUGGAUCACCACUUCUCAUUGGGACAUCACCAUGAGACCCCAAAGAAAUGAUGGCUACGCUUUCCAUGGAGCACUUUCAUUUUCACACAUGUCAAAUGAGAUACCUGGUUUCAAGAGCUUUCUUAGGACAGUGAAUCCUGUCCAAUAUCCAGAGGACAUUUUACUUAAGGAGUUCUGGUGCUCAGCUUUCAAGGAUCAAGAGAAACUUGAAAAUCAGGGGCAAAACACGUGCUCACCAAAUGCCUCCUUGGAGGCUCUGCCUCUGCACAUCUUUGACAUGACUAUGUCUGGUCUGAGUUAUACCAUCUACAAUGCGGUGCAUGCUGUGGCCAGGGCCCUCCAUGAAAUGCUUCUGGUGACAUCAAAGAGAGGAUCUGUAAGACAUGGAGAAAUCUGGGCUCUUCAGCCAUGGCAGCUCCAUUCCUUUCUGAGGAACAUCCAGUUUAACAACAGUGCUGGUGAGGAAGUGUUUCUGGAUGACACAAGAAGUUCUGAGGCUCAAUAUGACAUUAUGAACUAUUUGAUUUUCAUAAAUGAUACUGAACUUCUGGUGAAAGUAGGACAAUUUAUCCCCAGUGCUCCAGUUGGUCUGGAUUUCACCAUUUCUAAGGAAGCCAUAGUGUGGGGCUGGUUUGAGUCAAAGGCUCCCCAUGCUGUGUGUACUAAUAGCUGUGGCCCUGGAUUCAGGAAACUUCCAAGAGAGGGAGAGCCCAUCUGCUGCUUUGACUGUUCUCUGUGCCCAGAGGGGGAGGUUUCAAAACAAAUUAAUGAGAAACAUUGUACAAAGUGCCCAGAGGAUGAGUACCCAAACAAAGAGAGAGAUCAUUGCAUACCCAAAGACAUUACUUACCUGGAUUUCAAAGAACCUCUGGGAAUGACUCUCACCUGUGUGGCUCUUUUCUUCUCUGUGCUAACAGCUCUGAUUCUUUGGGUUUUUGUGAAGUUCCGUGUCACCCCCAUUGUCAAAGCCAAUAACCUGACCCUUAGCUAUACUCUCCUCUUCUCCCUCACCUUCUGUUUCCUCUGCUCCUUGCUCUUCAUUGGCCGUCCAACUACAGCCACCUGCCUCCUCCGUCAAACUAUAUUUGGGGUAGUAUUCACUGUUGCUGUUUCUUCCAUUUUAGCAAAAACCAUUAUGGUUGUUCUUGCCUUUAAAGUCACGAUACCAGCAAGCAGGGGCAAGAUAUGGCUGCAACCUAGAGUGUCCAACUUUUUUGUACUCCUUUGCUCUGGGGUCCAAGCAAUUCUCUGUGGCAGCUGGCUGGGAAUCUCUCCCCCAUUCCCAGACACAGACACACAUUCUCAACCUAAUCAGAUCAUCAUUGAAUGUAACGAAGGCUCUGUCCUUGGUUUCUACAGUGUCUUGGGCUACAUUGGCCUCUUAGCCCUGGGGAGCUUCACAGUGGCUUUCAUGGCCAGGAGCCUCCCUGACACCUUCAAUGAAGCCAAGUUCAUCACCUUCAGCAUGCUGGUGUUCUGCAGUGUGUGGGUCUCCUUCCUGCCCACAUACCAGAGCACCAAGGGCAAAGCCAUGGUGGUGGUGGAAAUCUUCUCCAUCCUGGCCUCCAGUGCUGGAUUACUGGGCUGCAUCUUUAUGCCCAAGUGUUAUGUGAUCCUGCUAAGGCCAGAGAAGAACACUCAGGAAUGCAUAAGAAAUAAAUCAGAUUGCAAGGGUGGAAAACAUGCUUCAAGAUUGCCCCAGGGCCAAAGAUUGCACAAGACCAAAGAGAUGCCUUUAAAAUGA
This is a messenger RNA of Gracilinanus agilis (Agile Gracile Mouse Opossum), 2697 nucleotides long. RefSeq names its product vomeronasal type-2 receptor 26-like. The record is from RefSeq and is a predicted model, not a curated record. Gene Ontology annotation, molecular function: G protein-coupled receptor activity. NCBI's taxonomy places the organism in Eukaryota, Metazoa, Chordata, Mammalia, Didelphimorphia, Didelphidae. The coding region runs from base 16 to 2697 and encodes 893 amino acids. The transcript is spliced from 6 exons. Gene Ontology annotation, biological process: G protein-coupled receptor signaling pathway. Gene Ontology annotation, cellular component: membrane.